This is a messenger RNA of Moesziomyces antarcticus, 6600 nucleotides long. RefSeq lists its product as uncharacterized. NCBI's taxonomy places the organism in Eukaryota, Fungi, Basidiomycota, Ustilaginomycetes, Ustilaginales, Ustilaginaceae. Bases 1 to 6600 code for a protein of 2199 amino acids. The transcript has a single exon. Gene Ontology annotation, cellular component: cytoplasm; ubiquitin ligase complex. The record is from RefSeq and is a predicted model, not a curated record. Gene Ontology annotation, biological process: protein ubiquitination; ubiquitin-dependent protein catabolic process via the N-end rule pathway. Gene Ontology annotation, molecular function: zinc ion binding; ubiquitin protein ligase activity.
AUGAGCCAAGGCAUGAGCCGCCGCGAGGAGCGCGCCGCCAAAAUCGGCGUCUGCGACCUCCUAUCGCGCCUCGUACCGCUUCCCAACAGCGCAGACCCAGCCUCCUACCUCGUCACUCCACACGUCACCACCACGCUCCUCUCGAACCUCUUUCGCCAUCUCUUCGAGAGCGUCCCUUCGCCCUCCGUCCUCUUGCCCUGCGACCCCGGCACCACCGUCCAGGAAGCCCUCGAGCUCCUCGCCUCCCACGACUGGAACCUCUCGCGCGCUCAGAUCGAGCAGACCCGCCAACUCGCUCUCGCACGCAAAAAGGGUAAACAGGCGCAGCGCGCACAGUCGCCAUGGUCCACCUCCAGCGCACACGAAGACCUCCAAGACCCGGACCUUUUGGGCCCCGAAUACUCCGAGGCACGCAGAGGCAUGUCCUGCGGCCAUCUCUUCCAAAAGGGCGAGGCCAUCUAUCGCUGCCGCGACUGCGGCCUCGACGAAACCUGCGUGCAGUGCGCACCCUGCUUCGAGGCCUCUCUCCAUGCGAGGGAGGAUCACGACGUCGUCUUUAGCGUCUCCUCCUCCAGCGGCGGCUGCUGCGACUGCGGUGACCCAGAGGCGUGGAAGCAAGACGUCUGCUGUCGCUACCAUUCAGAAGCACAACCGCCACUCACGGCUAAUACAGCCACCGACAUGGACCUCGAGUCCGACUCCCAGCAGCCGUCCUCACAUCCCUCGUCCGCCGCGGACGACGCCGACGGACUCGACCAGAUCGACGACGCCCUCGCUGCUCUGCCCUCCGACGUCCGCUCGCCCCUCCUCGAUGCUAUCGGCGAGCUCGUCACCCUCAUCGUCACCGUCUUCGACCACAACAUGACUGGCGCCAUCCUCCCCAACCUGCACAAGCUCGAAGACAUGCCGCUCUGCCCAAGCCUCGAAGAGGGCCUAGUUUCCCAACACUCCACCCGCACUCCUUCCAAGCGCAAAAACAACGCCACCGCCGGUCACGACAGCGACGAAGAGAUGAGCGCCGUCGAGGUAGAGACCCUCGUGGGCGACUCCAACGACGCCAGCGAUGACCAUCCCGGUGGUGCCUCCACCGCCCUUGGCCGCGAUGGCUUCGGCCUGCGCUCGCGUCCAGACAGUGCCUCCGGCUCGCAGCUCAAAUCCGCCGCCGACUCCACCGCUUGGCGACCCGCCCCUGCACGUCUGUCCACCCGCAUCAGGAAUGACACCUACGACAGUGCUGCGGCUUCUGACGACGCCUCGACGGGCUCAGCCGAACCCAGGAGAUCCAACACCGAUACCACCGACGCCCAGACUCCUCGUGAUGCCGGCACCGGCAACCGCCUCUUUGCCGUGCUCCUGUGGAACGACGAGAAGCACAGCUUCAGCCAGGUCAUCGACAUCGUCACAGACGCAACCGGCCGCUCAGAGCACGACGCAAAGGGCGUCGCAGAGCGCGUCGACAAGCACGGCAGGGACAUCAUCGAGGUAUCCUCCGACCUGCGCCGCCUCUUCCAGAUCGCCCGCGUCCUCAACUCGAUCGAUCUCAUGGUCACCUUGCGUCCCGCCUUCGACGUCUACGCCGACGAGGUCAUCCAGCUCGUGCUCAACUUUGUCAUGGACCUCUCCAAUUGCAACCUCUACUUGCCCGGAGGCGUCGACGACGAAGCUCACGCCCAGCCUCUCUUUGGCCAGGCCCCGCUCAAACCUGACGCGGCCGCCUUCAAGCACAUCAUCGCCCGCAGCUUCUUUGCGCCCUUCCAGCCCUUCCGCCGCAUCGAGGCCGGCUGCAUGAGCCCCGAAUUCUUCGAUCCGCGCAACAUCGCCUGCUACGAGGCGCUGCUCCUCAUGGAGUACAAGCUCUGGAAGUCGGCGCGCCUCGACAUCAAGGCGCUCCUCAUGUCGCUCAUCGCGCGCCGCGAGAUCAAGAAGGAGGUCUCGCUCCGCUUCGCAAAGGUCUACCCCAUGCUCGUCGAGUCGUUCAUGCUCAGGGACCGCGAGCAGGAGUACUCGAUCUGCUUCCUCACCGUGCAGCUCUUCAGCGUGCCUUCGAUCGCAACCAUGCUCGUCCAGAAGCACGAUUUCAUAUCCAAGCUCAUGCUCCUCCUCCAGGCCAUCUUUGCGUCUCCGCCCGUGACCGACAUCAUGGACCUCAUCCUGCCCCCCAUCAGCUCCGCCCGCCGCCAGGCCAGCGUGCACCUCAUGUUCCUGCGCCAGUCGCGCAGCUACCACAUCUUCUACGACAUCCGCUACCUCCUCGCAUCCGAAGGCGUCCAGAAGCUCAUCGCCACCAGCGCGCGCACCCACACCGACUACUUCCUCCAGUGCCUCGCCCUCUUCCAGUCCAUCCAUCCGUCCAGGCGUGCCGUCUCGGCACACGUCGAGUUCGAAAGCGAAAUGUGGAUCCCCGUCUUCCACAUCAGCUCUCACCUCGGCAAGGCGGCCAAGAUGUUUGGAGAGGCGUUCGCACACGCUUCGCCCGACCAGCUCGUGGAGGCCAUCGUUUGCACAUUGGAUGCCAUCAGCGCAACCUGCGAGCACCUCACAGUUUGCGAUGCAGAGUCGUACCCGCCCACCACCUUCCACGACGCCCGCUACCGCAUCGGCGCCGAUACUGGCACCAAGGUGCUUCCCGUCGUCUCGUUUGCAGUCGAGUCGCAGCCCGUCAGCUUCCACCAGCCGAUGCACUGGCUCUUGGCCGAGCUGCUCCGUCAGAUCCCGCUCGUGGGCCACCAGGCGCUCCAGCGGUGGUCGGGCAAGCAGCGUCUCGACGAGCUGCUCCAGGACAGGGUCGACGAGAAGAAGCUCCUCGUGGCACUCGACUAUCCGCUGCGCGUGUGCGUCAAGCUCGCCCAGAUCCGCUGCAACAUGUGGGUGCGCAACGGCUUUGUCAUUCGCUCACAGGCGCACCACUACCGCGACAACUCGAUGCGCGGCAUCACGUUCGACCAGGACCUCCUCCUCAUCCAGGCCGCGUUCGCGCUGCUCGACACCGAUCGUCUGCUGCUCUCGAUGCUCGACCGUUUUCAACUGCUCUCGUGGUUCGACGUCGCAGACGCAAACGCCAACAAGCCGUACGAUGCGACGCAGGGCAUCUUCCUUGCGGAAGAGCUGCUCUUCCUCAUCGUCACGUGUCUCUCGGAGAUGUCGUCCGUGUGUGCCUGGUCCAUUGACGCCCAGAUCCGACGCGAAGUCAUCCACUUCCUCGCGCUCGGCCAAGGCACCUUCUCCGACGUGACCAAGAACAUCCCCGAGAAGUUCACCGACCUCGCUGCGUUUGAGCGCAUCCUCUCGCAGGUCUCCACCUUCCGCGCUCCGGACGGCACGCACGACUUUGGCAUCUUUGAGCUCAAGGACGAGUGCUACGCCGAGAUCCAGCCGUUCUUCUUCCACUACACGCGCAACCAGCGCGAAAAGGUCGAGGAAGUGCUUCGCGCUCGUCAGAAGAAGCACUUGGCUCAGACCACGGCUCGUCAGGCUUCGACCAUCAAGGACGAAGAGCUGCCACCGCUCGUGCCGAGCCCGUGUCUGGGCCAGCUCCGCGGCACCCUCUUCGGUCGCAUGCCCGAGGUGCUCUCGAACGACGUGCUUGUCUCGCUCCUCUUCCGCGCGCUCGACAACACGCGGGCGCUGGACACCUAUGCGCCGGACAUGCUCGUCGACACGGCGCUCCAGAUCAUCAUGAUCGGCCUCGUCGAUGCCACAGAGAGCUUCGCGGACAAGGCUGCCACGCUGCCGAUCGCCAGGCUUCCGGCGAAAGGCGACGAGGCCGCCGCAGCCUCAUCCGAGGCGACGCUGGUGGAACUGCUCUGCCAGAUCGAGCUCCUGGAGGCCUUCAAGCCAUUCAAGACCAAGAUCAGCUGGUGUUUGGAGCAGCUCAUCUCGCACAACGCGACCGCACGCGGCAUUGUUCAGGCGCACUUUGCUGCCACUGGACGUGGUGACGCUGCGGCCACGGCCGCGACCAAUGCCAAGAAGCCACAGAGCGCCGACGAGGCUCGCAGAGCAGCCGCCAAGGCGCGCCAGGCCGCCAUCAUGCAGAAGUUCUCGGCACAGCAAAAGAGCCUGCUCAAUCAGUUCGGCAGCGACGACGAUGACGAUGACGAGGGCGAGGUGGAUGCCGCUACGUCGUCCGUGGAUGCCGAGGCGAGGGCGCCCAAGAAGAGCUGGGGCAGCUGCAUCCUCUGCCAGGAGAAUCUCGCCACCGACAAGGCGUUUGGCAGCCUUGCGCACAUUCAGCCGAGCCGCAUGAUGCGCAUGACGCCCAAGCAGGACGCGCCGAGCCUGCAGCAGGCCUUGGAGGCGCCGCUCACCAUGGACCGAAGCAGCGACGACGGCAAGCGCGUCCAGGGCGCGCCGCCCAUGGGUCGCUCGGGCUUGCCGCCCAGCAACGGUGGCAGGACGAGGCAAGGACCAGCGUACGGCAGCUUCCCGCAGGAGGACCACCGUUUCGGCUUCUACGCGUCCACGUGCGGCCAUCUUAUGCAUCUGCACUGCUUCGAGACGUACUGCAGGAGCGUCGAGCAGCGCCACACCCAGCAGAUUGCGCGCAACCAUCCAGAGGAACUGCAACGCUCCGAGUUCAUCUGCCCGCUGUGCAAGAGUCUCGGCAAUGUCAUCCUGCCCGUCGCCGAUGCGACGCCGGCGGGAGAUGCGUCGAGCUCCAACGGCGGCAAUGCGUUUGUGCCGUUCGACUCGGUGGUGGCGGACGACAUGCCGCUGCAGGACUGGAUCCGCAAGAUCAACAUCGACAUCCUCAAGCACUCGUCCAAGACCAACGUGGCCGACUACCAGGAGACGGAGCACGGCAGCGGCGCGUUCCUGCCCUUCUUUGUGGAGCAUUCGCCGAGCUCGCUGCAGGUGCGCCUCGAGAUGGCGAGCAUCGACCGCUCGACGGCGCAGAUGAUCGACCGGCUGAUGAACGUGCUCAAGCCCAUGUCGCAGGCGACCAAGCCGGCGCGGGAGAAGCUGCAGCAGCACACGAUCCUUGCGCCGCAGGGACGCAAGAUGUACAUCCCAGAAGAGGUGGUGGCGUAUACGAUCGCCAUGCUCGAGGUGUCGCAGCGCGGCAUGACGCCGUCGCCGUCGACCGACUGUGCGCUUCCGGUGGAGCAGCGGUCGGUGGCGGACGCGCUCAACGAUCCGACCGUCGACUUGCUACGCUCUCUGCUUCACUGCCUGCGGGUAGCAUCCUUGACGCUCAACGAGGGAUCGAGGGGACCGGACAUCAUCCGUCGCGGACUGCUCAAGCGACUGCUGCCGCACUGGGGCGGGGACGACGCUGUGCGCUCGCCGUUGCUGCUGCGCGACCCGAUGACGAUCCUGAUCGAGGCGGCCGUCGUGGCGCCCGAGGCACUGCCGCAGUGCACGGCGCUCAUGUACUACGUAUGCCUGGUGCAGACCGUGUUUGGCCUCGCACAGCCCUCGAUCUGGCCGCAGGUGUACGGCCAUAUGAGCAACAUGUUUGGACCCAACUCGGCGCUGCGGCCGGGCGCCGGUCUGAAGCCGGGCCAGAUCGCCAAGGAGGACGUCGACGAGGCGCGACGCAUCUUCCCGGACGUGCGCUGGACGGUGGCCAACAUCAUCGGUUUCGUGGGGUAUGCGCGAGGCAACAUCACGCUCGGGUUCGAUAAUCUGGACGACGACACGCUGGCCAAGAUGAUCUGCAGCUACACGCUGCCGUUCCUGCGGCGCGCUGCGAUCCUGCGUCGCGUGGUGGGCGUGACGGUGGCCGGCGGUGCCAAGGUGGGGGAAAGCACGGCGGGCGUGGGCGAGUAUCGUCGGCUGUUGGAGCAGCUGCAGAUUCCGCUGCCGUCGGACGCGCUGCCGGUGCGUGCGGAGAAGCAGACGCCCAUGGCGAGCAUGGUGGAGGGAUGGAUCAAGCAUGCGUAUGUGCCGCUGGCAUCGCUUUUCCGGCCGCUGCCGAUCCAGCCGGCGCCGCUGGGCAACUCGCUGUUCGGCAGUCAGCCGCCGAGUCUCGGUCACGAUCGGCCAUCGUCUGCUGCGGCGGCGGUUGCGGGUGGGUCGAGUAGUGCUUCGCUGGGCGGGGGACGGUCGGGAGGGGGUAAUUCGUCGCUGGCGACAUCGUACCUGCAGGCGGCGGAGACGCAUCCGACGCUGCUGCUGGAGCAUCCGCACGUGUACGAGCUUGCGCGGUUGCCAUCGGAUCUGGCGACGCUCUUGCAGGAUACGCGACGACGUGCGUGCAAGAAAUGCGGCAACAUCCCACCCGAGCCGGCGCUGUGUCUGUUGUGCGGCGAGGUGGUGUGUCUGCAGUCGUUCUGCUGCCAGAGCGAAGACGACGGCGAGCGCGGCGAGUGCAACCAGCACAUGGACCUCUGUGGCGGCUCCACCGGCGCGUUUUUCAAGAUCAAGAGCAACCUCGUGCUGCUGUUGUAUCAGGGCAACGGCACGUUCCACUUUCUCUCGCCGUAUCUCGAUAGGCAUGGCGAGAUCGAUGUGGGAUUGCGCAAGGGCAGGCCGCAGAAACUGCACCAGCAGAGGUACGAUGAACUGCGCAAGCACAUCUGGGCGCAUGGGGUGGCGAAUAUUGUGGCGCGCAAGAUCGAGGCUGCCAUGGACACGGGUGGAUGGCAGACGUUCUAG